Messenger RNA from Archocentrus centrarchus (flier cichlid), 2043 nucleotides. RefSeq lists its product as uncharacterized. The record is from RefSeq and is a predicted model, not a curated record. Bases 1 to 2043 code for a protein of 680 amino acids. Lineage: Eukaryota; Metazoa; Chordata; Actinopteri; Cichliformes; Cichlidae. The transcript has 6 exons.
AUGGUCAUACCCCGUCAACAAUCCACCAAACCUGCAAAAGCUGCUGAUUACUUGCAUUGCAUCAACUGUGAGGGUUACUUCAAGCGGAAAUCCUUGUGGAGUCAUAUGCGGAGGUGUAACCUCAGUCAAAAAGUCAAAGGACUUAAGCCAGGAACAUCUCGAGUCCAAGCCCUUUGUAAAUAUGCAGAGCCAGUACCUGACAGUGUCAAUGCACAAUUUUGGAAACUAGUACUUAACAUGCACCAUGAUGACAUAACAAAGGUUGUCCGCAGUGAGAAGUGCAUCUUGAAAUUAGGAGAACAUUUGUUCAAUAAACAUGGCCAAGAUGUUACAAGACACGAAUACAUCCGACAGAAGAUGCGUGAGACCGCACGAGUUGUUCUGCAAGGACAGAAAGAUGGCAAGUUGGAGAUGCUGUCAGAUUUCUUUGUGCCAGCUAACUUCCCUCACGUCAUAGAUGCCGUUCAGAAGGUGGCUGGCUUGGACGAGAGAACAAAAGUCUUCAAAACACCAUCUUUAGCACUCAAGUUGGGUCACAACCUCAACAAAGUGGCCAGUAUUCUUGAAUGUGAGGCUAUGAUCUCAGGCGAUGAGAAUACCAUUCAGAAUGUGCGAGUUUUCAAACAGAUCUGUGAGACCAGAUGGAGCGAGUGUGUCUCUUCCCAUGCCCUUAGGACUUUGAAUGAGGCUAAAUGGAAUGCUCCUCAGCUUAUUCCCUUUGCUGAUGAUGUCAGAAAAAUGCAUCAGUAUCUUGACACAAAAAGGAUUGAGUGCCAGAGAAACCUGAAGGAAGAAGCAGUAAAGAAGAACUGGGCUGAACUUGCCAAGAUCACACUGUGUGAGGUGAUAAUAUUCAACCGGAGAAGAGAGGGAGAAGUAUCCAAGAUGCCUCAGAAUGCUUUUACCUUGAGAGAUACUUCUGUCACCCAUCCAGAUGUGGAGCUUGCUUUGUCAGAACUUGAGAAGAAGCUGUGUAAGCACUUCCAGCGAAUUGAGAUAAAAGGCAAACGCGGCCGAAAGGUUCCCAUUCUCCUCACUCCUGAUAUGGCUUCAUCGAUGGAGUUGCUUGUACAAAAUCGUCAUCAUUGUGAUGUGUUGGAUGAAAAUCCGUACAUGUUUGGCAGACCACAGACUCUCAAUCACUUCAGAGGAUCUGAUAUUAUUCGUGAGAUAGCUCAAAGCUGUGGAGCAAAACACCCAGAAGCAUUGUCCUCAACCAAACUCAGGAAGCAUAUGGCCACCAUGUCAAAGGUUCUUAACCUAAAGGACAAUGAAAUGGAUGACCUGGCUGACUUCCUAGGCCAUGACAUUAGAGUCCAUCGUCAGUUCUACAGAUUGCCUGAAGGUACAUUACAGCUUGCAAAAAUCAGUAAAGUGUUGCUGGCGCUGGAAAGAGGACAGCUCUCCAACUUCAAAGGAAGAAAUCUGGAUGAGAUCAGCAUUGAUCCACAAGAGAAAAUGUCUGUGGACAGUGGAUCAGACACUGAAGAGGAAGAGGUUGACUCAGCUGAGAGGGAUCCUGCAACUUCAUCUUCCAGAUCACCAGAUCAAUUUGGGGUGACCAGGAGAUGCACCACUGAAGGUGGACAAAACAAAGAUCUGCCUUCAGCCAAAGAGAGAUCAAAUGACAAGGUACCGGUGGCCAUGGAAGUCUCUGGCAACUCCAACACAACUAAAGAAAAUCUACCAGAAAGUCAGAGUGGCUUCAGAGCAAUCUGGGACACAACUGACAAGGUGUUCGUCCUCGGGAAGCUUCAGGAAAAGUGUCAUGAGCUGAACGAGGGGCUGUACGUGACCUUCGUGGACUUCGACACCGUGAGGAGGCAGGAACUCUGGCAGAUCCUGGAGCGUCUAGGCUGCUCCCCAAAAAUUCUUGAUGAUCAUGCAGCUCCACAAGGGACAGCUGGGACAACUGCACACACCAAGACGAUGGAGCUCCUCAUUCGAGAACUUUUGUUUGCCGACGAUGCUGCUCUUGUUGCCCACACCGAGCCAGCCAUGCAGCAUCGUGACCUGCAUCACGGAGGCAGCCCAACCCUUUGA